CCCCGUCACCGCGCCCAUCAGAAAGGAGACGAGGGCUGUGGAUGGAGGGAAUCAGGUCCCUUCUCAUGUAACUACUCUUUGUUCCCAAAAGAGACCGCUCCUGGUUUGAUAGAAGAAAAGAGAGGUUCGAGCUUUCUCUCCCGUUUUUCGAAAGAAAAUUAGAACACUACUUUAUAUUUUGGGCAGACAUGGGCUGGGUUGUAGGUGGGUUAGGUUUAGGGUAGAUAUGGGCUGGGUUGUAGGUGUGUUGGGUUUGGUAAUUCGUUGCUGAGUUAGCUGGCUUGCUGUUCUUAUUUCUAAGACGUUAUGGCUAAGCAAUAUGAUGUGCUCUUCCGACUCCUGCUUCUCGGUGAUUCGGGGGUUGGGAAAACAUGUUUAUUAUGCAGAUUCACGGACAACGAAUUUCACCCGUCUCACAUCUCCACAAUCGGAGUCGAUUUUAAAAUGAAGACACUGGAGAUAGAUGGCAUCAAAGUUAGGAUACAGAUAUGGGACACAGCAGGACAGGAGAGAUAUCAGACCAUCACUAAGCAGUACUACAGACGAGCACAGGGAAUCUUCCUGGUUUAUGACAUCACAAGUGAGCGAUCCUUCCAGCACAUCAUGAAAUGGGCCAGCGAUGUGGACGAGUAUGCUCCUGAUAACAUCCAGAGGAUCCUCAUAGGGAACAAGUCAGACGAGGAGGAGAAGAGGCAGGUAGCUACAGAACAGGGCAACAAGCUGGCCAAGGAUUAUGGGAUGGACUUCUUUGAGACAAGUGCCUUCACCAACCAUAACAUAACAGAGUCCUUCACUCGAUUGGCUGAGCAGGUCCUGUCGGCCAAUAAGAAGGACCUGGACCUCCUGAGGGCGUCGGUCACAGACGAGCUCAACCUCACCGCUCUGGAGGAGGAGGAGGGCAUCACAGACGGGCCCGCCACCUCACAGAAGAGCUGCUGGUGUUAAGGGCCUGGUCAAAAGUAGGGAACUAUAUAGGGAAUAGGGUGAGAAAAGUAGGGAACUAUAUAGGGAAUAGGGUGAGAAAAGUAGGGAACUAUAUAGGGAAUAGGGUGAAAAAGUAGGGAACUAUAUAGGGAAUAGGGUGAGAAAAGUAGGGAACUAUAUAGGGAAUAGGGUGAGAAAAGUAGGGAACUAUAUAGGGAAUAGGGUGAGAAAGGUAGGGAACUAUAUAGGGAAUAGGGUGAGAAAAGUAGGGAACUAUAUAUAGGGAAUAGGGUGAGAAAGGUAGGGAACUAUAUAUAGGGAAUAGGGUGAGAAAAGUAGGGAACUAUAUAGGGAAUAGGGUGAGAAAAGUAGGGAACUAUAUAGGGAAUAGGGUGAGAAAAGUAGGGAAUAGGGUGAGAAAAGUAGGGAAUAGGGUGAGAAAAGUAGGGAACUAUAUGAGGAAUAGGGUGAGAAAAGUAGGGAACUAUAUAGGGAAUAGGGUGAGAAAAGUAGGGAACUAUAUAGGGAAUAGGGUGAGAAAAGUAGGGAACUAUAUAGGGAAUAGGGUGAAAAAAGUAGGGAACUAUAUAAGGAAUAGGGUGAGAAACAUAGGGAACUAUAUAGAGAAUAGGGUGAGAAAAGUAGGGAACUAUAUAUUUUAAUUUUUAAUUUUAAUUUUACCUUUAUUUAACCAGGCAAGUCAGUUAAGAACACAUUCUUAUUUUCAAUGAUGGCCUAGGAACAGUGGGUUAACUGCCUGUUCAGGGGCAGAACGACAGAUUUGUACCUUGUCAGCUCGGGGGUUUGAACUCGCAACCUUCUGGGAAUAGGGUGAGAGAAGUAGGGAACUAUAUAGGGAAUAGGGUGCCACUUCUCCUUAUGUAAGGACUGGAUCUGGCUGCGUCUUGAAUCACACCCUAUUCCUUAUGCGAGCUCUGCUUGAAAGUAGUGCACUUUGUUCGGGAAUAGAGUGACAAAAGUGAUGCCCUUUGUAGGGAAUAUGGUGGGGGGGGGGGUGAUACUUCUCGUAGCUGAUUGCCUUUCUUCCAUUGUAGGUGGUGUACUGGUGUUUGAUAGGUUUUUACCAAUGAUGUAUGUAAACCCUGGAUUGCUAAUGCUAUGUAUUGGCCAAUGAGAUGCUUUGAAGUCACCGGUCGGCCAUAUUGGCUCUCCUCAGAAAAGCAGUCCUCUGGGAAUUAAUGGAAUUAUACAGUAUUUCAUUGAAAUACUUCAAGGACAAAAUUACAUGUAUUUUAGCUCACACAAUAUUAUUUAAAAGUAUGCUUUAAGUUGUCUGUAAUAGAAUAAAUGUGGCAAAAACAAAUAUAGACAUUUAUAAAUGCGUUUCUAUAUCUUCCUAGGUCAUUUUUUUACACUGGUGGGGGAGUACCAAGAUGGAGGCGCGGUGGCUUCAAAACAGUGCCCUUUUAUCAGUCAUCUAGUGUAUAUAGAAAGCAUAGUGGUUUUUCAUGGUAUUUUGCAUUGUAGUUCAUAGAUUUCGGCACCAGACGGUGCUACUGAUACAUGCUGCGUUGCUAUAUGAAGCCGAAACACUGCAGAGCUGUUGAUGAAGGGGUCACGACACAUUGCACACACUGUUCUACUGUAGUGAGUCUCAAAUCACACCUUAUUCCCUUCAUAGUACACUGCUUGGCUCUGCUCAGACCUACUGCACUAUAGGGGAUAGGGUGUCGUUUUGUAGUGCAGACAAUGUUCCGUUUAGUUUUAGCUUUACAAGCUUUACAAAUCUCAAUACAACUUUCCAUGAUCAUGUACAUUAGUUUAAUGUUAGUUUAAACCUAUGAGCAUUAACAAGGCCUGGAAAAAGGUGUUGACUUUUAAUUUUCGAUGCUCUAGAAAUAUUGCAUCUGUGAUUGUAUCUAUGAUGACAUAUUUAGUUUGCUUCAGGUUUACGACAUAUUAUCCACUAGAUAGCUGCUGUUUCCGGAGUAGCCCAUCGAAUGGAAACCUAGAAACGUAUCAUCCACACUAGCAAAGGACCAGCAAGAGAUUUGUCAUGUGUCCGACGUCCGUCCUCAUCUUCUUCUGUCUUGCAACUUCAACGAAGUGAAUUAUUUAACUGUUCAUGAUACCCCCUGUAUCCCUCGUUUAGCCUUUUGACCAGAUUGGCUAUAGGAACUUAUCAUAGGACUGACCUCGACUGUCUGCAGCUACUGACUCAAUGUUACUACCACUACUGUCAAAAACUACUGUUUGUGUGCAAGUGAUAAUAAGGUAUGUCGUUUUGAAUGAAAUACAGGACUAUGAUCUCUAAUGGUGAAAUACAGGACUAUGAUCUCUGAUACAGGUGAAAUACAGGACUAUGAUCUCUGAUACAGGUGAAAUACAGGACUAUGAUCUCUAAGGGUGAAAUACAGGACUAUGAUCUCUAAUGGUGAAAUACAGGACUAUGAUCUCUGAUACAGGUGAAAUACAGGGCUAUGAUCUCUAAGGGUGAAAUACAGGACUAUGAUCUCUAAUGGUGAAAUACAGGACUAUGAUCUCUGAUACAGGUGAAAUACAGGACAAUGAUCUCUAGAUACAGGACUAUGGUCUCUGAUACAAGUGAAAUACAGGACAAUGAUCUCUAGAUACAGGACUAUGAACUCUAAGGGUGAAAUACAGGACUAUGAUCUCUAAUGGUGAAAUACAGGACUAUGAUCUCUAGAUACAGGACUAUGAACUCUAAGGGUGAAAUACAGGAAUAUGAUCUCUAAUGGUGAAAUACAGGACUAUGAUCUGUAAUGGUGAAAUACAGGACUAUGAUCUCUAAGGGUGAAAUACAGGACUAUGAUCUCUAAUGGUGAAAUACAGGACUAUGAUCUCUAAUGGUGAAAUACAGGACUAUGAUCUCUAAUGGUGAAAUACAGGACUAUGAUCUCUAAGGGUGAAAUACAGGACUAUGAUCUCUAAGGGUGAAAUACAGGACUAUGAUCUCUGAUACAGGUGAAAUACAGGACUAUGAUCUGUAAUGGUGAAAUACAGGACUAUGAUCUCUAAGGGUGAAAUACAGGACUAUGAUCUCUAAGGGUGAAAUACAGGACUAUGAUCUCUAAGGGUGAAAUACAGGACUAUGAUCUCUAAGGGUGAAAUACAGGACUAUGAUCUCUAAUGGUGAAAUACAGGACUAUGAUCUCUAAUGGUGAAAUACAGGACUAUGAUCUCUAAUGGUGAAAUACAGGACUAUGAUCUCUGAUACAGGUGAAAUACAGGACUAUGAUCUGUAAUGGUGAAAUACAGGACUAUGAUCUCUAAGGGUGAAAUACAGGACUAUGAUCUCUAAGGGUGAAAUACAGGACUAUGAUCUCUAAGGGUGAAAUACAGGACUAUGAUCUCUAGAUACAGGUGAAAUACAGGACUAUGAUCUGUGAUGAUGAAAUACAGGACUAUGAUCUGUGAUGGUGAAAUACAGGACUAUGAUCUGUAAUGGUGAAAUACAGGACUAUGAUCUCUAAGGGUGAAAUACAGGACUAUGAUCUCUAGAUACAGGUGAAAUACAGGACUAUGAUCUGUAAUGGUGAAAUACAGGACUAUGAUCUGUGAUGAUGAAAUACAGGACUAUGAUCUGUAAUGGUGAAAUACAGGACUAUGAUCUCUAAGGGUGAAAUACAGGACUAUGAUCUGUAAUGGUGAAAUACAGGACUAUGAUCUGUAAUGGUGAAAUACAGGACUAUGAUCUGUGAUGAUGAAAUACAGGACUAUGAUCUCUAGAUACAGGUGAAAUACAGGACUAUGAUCUCUAAUGAUGAAAUACAGGACUAUGAUCUCUAAGGGUGAAAUACAGGACUAUGAUCUCUAAUGGUGAAAUACAGGACAAUGAUCUCUAGAUACAGGUGAAAUACAGGACUAUGAUCUCUAAUGGUGAAAUACAGGACUAUGAUCUCUAAGGGUGAAAUACAGGACUAUGAUCUCUAAUGGUGAAAUACAGGACUAUGAUCUCUAAGGGUGAAAUACAGGACUAUGAUCUCUAAGGGUGAAAUACAGGACUAUGAUCUCUGAUACAGGUGAAAUACAGGACUAUGAUCUCUGAUACAGGUGAAAUACAGGACUAUGAUCUGUAAUGGUGAAAUACAGGACUAUGAUCUGUGAUGAUGAAAUACAGGACUAUGAUCUGUGAUGGUGAAAUACAGGACUAUGAUCUGUAAUGGUGAAAUACAGGACUAUGAUCUCUAAGGGUGAAAUACAGGACUAUGAUCUGUAAUGGUGAAAUACAGGACUAUGAUCUGUGAUGAUGAAAUACAGGACUAUGAUCUGUAAUGGUGAAAUACAGGACUAUGAUCUCUAAGGGUGAAAUACAGGACUAUGAUCUGUAAUGGUGAAAUACAGGACUAUGAUCUGUAAUGGUGAAAUACAGGACUAUGAUCUGUGAUGAUGAAAUACAGGACUAUGAUCUGUGAUGAUGAAAUACAGGACUAUGAUCUGUGAUGAUGAAAUACAGGACUAUGAUCUGUAAUGGUGAAAUACAGGACUAUGAUCUCUAAGGGUGAAAUACAGGACUAUGAUCUGUAAUGGUGAAAUACAGGACUAUGAUCUCUAAGGGUGAAAUACAGGACUAUGAUCUGUAAUGGUGAAAUACAGGACUAUGAUCUGUAAUGGUGAAAUACAGGACUAUGAUCUGUGAUGAUGAAAUACAGGACUAUGAUCUGUGAUGAUGAAAUACAGGACUAUGAUCUGUGAUGAUGAAAUACAGGACUAUGAUCUGUGAUGAUGAAAUACAGGACUAUGAUCUGUAAUGGUGAAAUACAGGACUGUGAUCUGUGAUGAUGAAAUACAGGACUAUGAUCUGUAAUGGUGAAAUACAGGACUAUGAUCUGUGAUGAUGAAAUACAGGACUAUGAUCUCUAAGGGUGAAAUACAGGACUAUGAUCUGUGAUGAUGAAAUACAGGACUAUGAUCUGUGAUGAUGAAAUACAGGACUAUGAUCUCUAAGGGUGAAAUACAGGACUAUGGUCUGUGAUGAUGAAAUACAGGACUAUGAUCUCUAAGGGUGAAAUACAGGACUAUGAUCUGUGAUGGUGAAAUACAGGACUAUGAUCUCUAAGGGUGAAAUACAGGACUAUGAUCUGUGAUGGUGAAAUACAGGACUAUGAUCUGUAAUGGUGAAAUACAGGACUAUGAUCUGUAAUGGUGAAAUACAGGACUAUGAUCUGUAUGAUGAUGAAAUACAGGACUAUGAUCUGUAAUGGUGAAAUACAGGACUAUGAUCUGUGAUGAUGAAAUACAGGACUAUGAUCUGUAAUGGUGAAAUACAGGACUAUGAUCUGUAAUGGUGAAAUACAGGACUAUGAUAUGUAAUGGUGAAAUACAGGACUAUGAUCUGUAAUGGUGAAAUACAGGACUAUGAUCUGUAAUGGUGAAAUACAGGACUAUGAUCUGUAAUGGUGAAAUACAGGACUAUGAUCUCUAAGGGUGAAAUACAGGACUAUGGUCUGUGAUGAUGAAAUACAGGACUAUGAUCUCUAAGGGUGAAAUACAGGACUAUGAUCUGUGAUGGUGAAAUACAGGACUAUGAUCUCUAAGGGUGAAAUACAGGACUAUGAUCUGUGAUGGUGAAAUACAGGACUAUGAUCUGUAAUGGUGAAAUACAGGACUAUGAUCUGUAAUGGUGAAAUACAGGACUAUGAUCUGUAAUGGUGAAAUACAGGACUAUGAUCUGUAAUGGUGAAAUACAGGACUAUGAUCUGUAAUGAUGAAAUGUAUAUCUGUGCUGUUUGAUCAUGACUACUUGAAUGACAUUUGUUGGAAAUACAUAACGAGCAACGUUGUAAUAAGAUGUUUAUUGAAUAAAUACUGGCAGAUGUAUGACUCAUCAUGCUGUGUGGUAACUUGAUGAAAUAGACGGGGGAAUAAAGGGUACGAUUGGCCACCCCUAUGUCAUGGACCAAUAGGAAUCAAUAAAGCAUGAAUUGGAUUGAAUUCGGCGCCCAAUGGCUUUCAUGAA
Messenger RNA from Oncorhynchus keta (chum salmon), 6865 nucleotides. RefSeq names its product ras-related protein Rab-15-like. Lineage: Eukaryota; Metazoa; Chordata; Actinopteri; Salmoniformes; Salmonidae. The record is from RefSeq and is a predicted model, not a curated record. The transcript has 15 exons. The coding region runs from base 307 to 945 and encodes 212 amino acids. Gene Ontology annotation, biological process: Rab protein signal transduction. Gene Ontology annotation, molecular function: GTP binding; GTPase activity.